GCAGGGGUUUUCCUAGUACGAUACAGUCUACUUGAGAAAUCCCAAUACUCCACCUGUCACUUCCAGUUUCCACUUGCGUAAAGGGCAGUCAAGUAGACUUUGCUAUCUCCUCCAUCUUUGGAACUUGGGGAGCGCUAGCUACUCGUCAACCAACCACCCAAAAUGGCAAUGGCUUCCGUUGAGGAGAUCAGAAAGGCCCAAAGAGCCCAGGGUCCAGCCACCGUCCUCGCCAUUGGAACCGCCACUCCUCCCAACUGCGUUUCCCAGGCUGACUAUCCUGACUACUACUUCCGUAUCACCAACAGCGAACACUUGACCGAGCUCAAAGAGAAAUUCAAGCGCAUGUGUGACAAAUCAAUGAUCAAGAAACGUUACAUGUACCUGACUGAGGAAAUCCUCAAGGAAAACCCAAACAUGUGCGCCUACAUGGCUUCAUCUCUUGACGCCCGCCAAGACAUGGUUGUGGUGGAGGUGCCAAAGCUGGGGAAAGAAGCCGCAACAAAGGCCAUCAAGGAAUGGGGACAGCCAAAAUCUAAGAUCACCCACCUUGUUUUCUGCACUACAUCUGGUGUAGAUAUGCCUGGUGCAGACUACCAACUUACCAAGCUCUUGGGGCUGAGACCCUCUGUUAAGAGGCUCAUGAUGUAUCAGCAAGGCUGCUUUGCUGGUGGAACCGUGCUCCGAGUCGCCAAGGACUUGGCUGAAAACAACAAGGGCGCUCGUGUUCUCGUGGUCUGCUCCGAGAUCACUGCUGUCACUUUCCGUGGACCCUCUGAUACGCACUUGGACUCCCUGGUGGGGCAAGCACUUUUCGGCGAUGGCGCUGCGGCCAUCAUCGUAGGCGCCGACCCUGAUACCAAAAUCGAACGGCCACUGUUCGAGCUUGUAUCAGCAGCUCAGACAAUCUUGCCAGACUCAGAUGGAGCCAUUGACGGACACUUACGUGAAGUCGGCCUCACUUUCCACUUGUUGAAAGAUGUACCCGGAUUAAUCUCAAAAGAACAUAGAGAAAGCUUGGUCGAAGCAUUGUCUCCAAUUGGCAUUAACGACUGGAACUCAAUCUUCUGGAUCGCUCACCCUGGUGGCCCUGCAAUUCUGGACCAAGUCGAGGCCAAACUGGGUCUCAAAGAAGAGAAACUCAAGGCGACCCGCCAUGUGCUGAGUGAGUUCGGCAACAUGUCAAGUGCAUGUGUGUUGUUCAUCUUGGAUGAGAUGAGAAAGCAGUCUCUGGAGCAAGGGAAGCCCACCACCGGUGAAGGCUUGGAGUGGGGUGUCCUUUUCGGAUUCGGGCCAGGUCUCACUGUGGAAACCGUUGUGCUACACAGCAUCCCCACGGUGGCAACUCACUAACCAGUCAACGGAAGAUCGGAUAAAAAAAAAAAAAAAACAAAGUGAGGUCCUUGUUUGGCUUCGGGGAAAAAAAAAUUCAAAAUAUAAAUUUCGCAAAUAUUGGUGUGGUUAAAGACUUUAAUUAAAAAAAAAAGAAAAAAAAAGUUGUAUUAAUAAUGAUAUGAAUGUGAUCAUCUAUGUAUUCCCCUUCAUUUGUACUUUAUUAUUUGAAAUUUGAGUGAAAUGCAUUUCCUGUUAGGUGCAAAGAAAAA
Molecule: messenger RNA, 1601 nt
Organism: Theobroma umbraticum
Lineage: Eukaryota; Viridiplantae; Streptophyta; Magnoliopsida; Malvales; Malvaceae
Gene: TT4
Product: Chalcone and stilbene synthase family protein
Biological process (GO): polyketide biosynthetic process
Molecular function (GO): acyltransferase activity, transferring groups other than amino-acyl groups
Source: RefSeq, a predicted model, not a curated record